This is a messenger RNA of Peronospora matthiolae, 447 nucleotides long. NCBI's taxonomy places the organism in Eukaryota, Oomycota, Peronosporomycetes, Peronosporales, Peronosporaceae. The record is from the annotation of a GenBank genome assembly.
AUGGCGUCCCUCACGAUGAAAGACUUGGACGCGAAGCUUCGGGCGCUGCAGGCCAAGACGCGAGUGGAGGAGAGCGACUGGCUCGAGCAGUCCAGCAAGCUGUUCGAGCUCGAGGACAAGUUCCUCCGGGACACGUUGUCGGAGGGCAACAUCCUCACGGGGUGGGGCGAGCCGCGCACGGCGCCCAUCCGAUUCCGGAACGCCGGCGUGCGCAAGCGGAAGCGCGAGCGACUGGAAGCAGCGGCCGAGCGCUCGGGCAAACCCGUUGAAGCAGUGGCGUCCACGUUGUCCCCAGAGGAGCAGCUGAAGAUCGACCGCCAUCGCCUCGCCUCCUACUCGUCCAUCCAGUCGCCUGCAGAGCCGCUGUACGCGACGUUGGAAGAGCGCGCGCGGAAGCUGCUGCAGGUCAAGAGCAGCAAAAAGAUCAAGAAACCGGCGGCAAAGUAG